GUCCAGUAGACCUUUUUUGUCGCAAAUACUUAAGUAUUAGAGGUGGUUCACCAUGUGAAGGUGAUGAAAAUUCUAAACAAAGUCAAUUGCGCCUUAUUAGAGAAAUGUUGGAUGUGGUAGAAGAAGUUGAUUCCCGAGAUUUUAAUUGGUAUUUAUAUAAUUCAACACAUAAUGUAUAA
Messenger RNA from Dentiscutata erythropus, 179 nucleotides. The record is from the annotation of a GenBank genome assembly. NCBI's taxonomy places the organism in Eukaryota, Fungi, Glomeromycota, Glomeromycetes, Diversisporales, Gigasporaceae.